Messenger RNA from Lolium rigidum, 1769 nucleotides. RefSeq lists its product as uncharacterized. The record is from RefSeq and is a predicted model, not a curated record. The transcript is spliced from 12 exons. Lineage: Eukaryota; Viridiplantae; Streptophyta; Magnoliopsida; Poales; Poaceae. Bases 96 to 1595 code for a protein of 499 amino acids.
GAGCAACAGUAGCAGAGCUAGCUCGGUCGAACCAAUGGUGAAUCGCCGUCGUCGCCGCUCCGAUCCCUAGCCCCACCCCGCCAUGACCCACCGCCAUGGCGGCAUCACCUCUGCAUCCGCCGUCGCCCCUCCCUAGGGUGCGCCUCGAAGACGUGGCGCCCCACGAUGGCGCCGCUGCCCCGGCCUACGCGCACGCCGUGGGCGCCCUGGACGCCUCGCUCGCCCUCCGCGGCGCCGCCGUGCUCGAACUCCCCGCCGCCGACGCUGCCGUUGUUCGCUGCGCCCUCGAGUCCGCCCGCGCCUUCUUCCGCGGCCGCCCCGCCGCCUACCUCUACCGCGCCGGGAGGACUUUGGAGGAUGGAGAGCUAUCCCCUGCCUGCAUGGCUGAUGCUUUCAGAUGUUUGGGAAAGGCAGCUCGCGCCGCUCUGAGUGCAAUAGCGCGGCAUCUCCGCUUGCGUACAGAUGUAUUUAACCAUUUGCUCGAUGAUGCCCCGUUGCCUGUUAACGAGGUCUCGUCGUCAGAGUUGCUGGUGGCAUAUUCUCACGAGCAGCUCCAAAGUGCACAUGCACUCAAGGGAUGUCUCAGGUCCUUAAUGCCUGUAGUUGAUAGGGGUUUUGUGACUCUGGUUGCUUCAGAUCAUCCCGGAAUCGAGGUAUGUGACCCAAAUAAUGGCCACUGGUACCUAGCAGAUGGGGGUUCAGGCCCAAGUGAUCUGUUGCUUCUGACUGGAAGAGCCCUAAGUCAUGUUACUGCUGGUCUUCGCCCAAUUUCCCAGUACAGGGCCACUAAUGAGAAUAGGGCAUCACUCACCUUUAGGCUAAUGCCUCAUGCCAACGCUAUAUUGGAUUGCUCUCCAAUUUUAGCUGCUGGCCAUUGCAUACGACAGAUAUACCAACCCGUACCUGCAAGCCAAUUUAUGGAUGAUUCUUGUGCUGAAGUGCAUGUUGUUUCCAGUCACUUGGAAGAACCUUUGGAAUCUCAGGGCAACUGUGUUAGUGAUCCAUCACUCAGAAGUGUCCUCUCAGACCCUUUGUCCGGAGCUUUUCUUGAAGAUGCGAUGGUCCUCCAAUGUGGGCACUCAUUUGGUGGCCUCAUGCUGAAGAAAGCCAUUGAAAUGGCUAGAUGCACGAUCUGCAACAGAGAAGUUGAUUCGACAUCCUUGUUUCCAAAUUUUGCUUUGAGAGCAGUAGCCACAGUGGUGAAGAUGGAAGAUGACAGGAGGCUCUUUCACAACGCCGCUCUUCGGAAACGCAGAAAAGACGUGACCGAGCACGCGGAUGUGCCGAGGCGUACUGGGAGUAGCAGCAGAGACGACGUCGAGCAUGUUCUGGACGCUGAGAGCCCAGCAGCAGUCAAGGGAGUGCAGUACCCAUUUGCGGUGGGCGAGAGAGUCCUGAUCAUGGGAAACAAAAGGACACCCGAGAAAUUCAUCGGAAAGGAGGCGGUCAUCACCUUGCAGUGUUUGAAUGGCUGGUAUCUUGUGAAGGCAUUGGACAGCGGAGAGAGCACGCGGCUGCAGUACCGGUCCCUGAGGAAAUUGCUGGAGCCGCAGACGCUGGCGAGGAUGCAGGGGCUGGUGUCUCUACGAGACUAGAGACUGACGGCAAAAGUUCAGAAUGACAUAUACCAUGGAUGAACCAUAGCUAGCCAUCAUCCAAGGUCGAUCAGGUAGGAGGAAUAGGAAAUGCAGCAUUCUACUCUAGCUAACAGGCGUGAUUGGAUCAUGAGGCUGUAAAACAAAGAGACUCGGCUUGCCUUGCCUCUGUUC